Diabrotica virgifera virgifera (western corn rootworm) is the source of this 492-nucleotide messenger RNA. RefSeq lists its product as uncharacterized. Bases 1 to 492 code for a protein of 163 amino acids. Gene Ontology annotation, molecular function: odorant binding; olfactory receptor activity. Lineage: Eukaryota; Metazoa; Arthropoda; Insecta; Coleoptera; Chrysomelidae. Gene Ontology annotation, biological process: sensory perception of smell. The transcript has 2 exons. The record is from RefSeq and is a predicted model, not a curated record. Gene Ontology annotation, cellular component: membrane.
AUGGACUAUGCAGGGAGACCUCCAGAUAAACCUCCAGAUAUUAACAGGAUGGAUCAAGAUGAUAAUAUAGAGAAAAGUAACAUCAAUAUAAAUAACACAUGGGACGAUACCAUUGUCUACUUGUACAUUAUAUUUCCUCUAUUUUAUCCGUACCAAGAGAUCUACGAUCCUGCCACAAACCAAACCAAACUACACAAAGAUUUGCCAAUUAGCUCAUGGAUACCCUUUGACGUGGAUGGAAACUAUUACAAUGCACUUCUAUGGGAAGAUAUCGCUGCCACGUGCUGUGCAGUCUACAAUUAUGGAACCGAUAUCUUCUUUUUCAGCUUUAUUAGUUAUGUUAUUGGACAACUGGACAUUCUUAAUUAUAUCAUUUUGAAUUUUGAGAGUUAUAAGGAGAAAAUUAAAGAUCAAAUUGAGUGUUAUGACGAAAAAGCUGAGUUUGUAACUAUGCAGCUUUGCAUAAAAGAGCAUCAAAGGCUAAUGGGGUAA